Messenger RNA from Parnassius mnemosyne (clouded apollo), 5142 nucleotides. The record is from the annotation of a GenBank genome assembly. NCBI's taxonomy places the organism in Eukaryota, Metazoa, Arthropoda, Insecta, Lepidoptera, Papilionidae.
AUGAGCAGAAGACGCCGAGCUUCGUCCGUAGCAAGUCGUGGUGCUGAUGGUGAUGAUAGUGAUGACGGCAUAGAGUUAAGCAACCCUGGACCUCCACCUUCACGUAAGAAGAAAAAGUUGGAGCCGAGUGAAAUAUGCCAACAGUUGUAUGAUACUAUUCGUUCAUACAAAAAAGAGGAUGGAUCUUUGCUUUGCGACUCUUUUAUUCGAGCUCCUAAGAGACGACAAGAGCCACAGUACUAUGAAGUUGUUUCACAACCCAUUGACUUAUUAAGGGUGCAGCAAAAAUUGAAAACAGAUACUUAUGAGGAUAUAGAGGAGUUGUCAGCAGAUAUUGAAUUACUUGUUAACAAUGCAAAAGCUUUUUACAAGCCCGAUUCUGUUGAAUAUAAGGAUGCCAUUGAAUUGUGGAAAUUGUAUACAACAAAUAGACAAGCACUUGAAAAUGGGGACGAAAUAAAAACACCAAAGGUAUCACGCAAUGGAUCAUCCAGCAGGCGUUCUGAUGUAGCUGAGGAUUUGUCCGAGACAUCAACAAAUAAUGAAGAUGAUAAUAUCUUUGAGGAAUUGUUCAAUGCUGUCAUGACUGCAAAUGUGGAUGGCCGACCUCUUUACCCAGCAUUUCAGUUCCUACCGUCUAAGCGUCGAUAUCCAGAAUACUUCAGCGUGAUCGAUUCGCCGAUAGAUUUGAAGACAAUAGCACAAAAGAUUCAAGCUGGAGAAUAUUCGUAUUUAAUGGAGUUGGAGAAGGAUUUGCUGACAAUGGUCAGAAAUGCUUGCAAUUUUAAUGAGCCUGGCAGUCAAAUAUAUAAAGAUGCAAAGGCUUUGAAAAAGGUGAUACAAGUACGCAGACAAGAGAUAGAGCAGCACGGGCGCAGCGGCCCCGCGAAGACUUCAGAACGUAUCCGUAGCAAACGCUCGUCCAGAGUGGGUCCGGUGCCCAGUAGCCGUGCAUUGGCUAUCAUGGAGCCACCAGGUUCCGACCCAGAACCUGAAGUUAAACACUCUGAGGAUAGUGCAGCAGAAAGUGACGAAGAUAAGGUGGAAAAUGAGGAUUCUCCACAGUGGAAACUUUUGGAGACUGUCAAGAAUCACCUUGGACCGAAUGGAACUCCGAUGGCGGAGCCUUUCUGGAAGCUUCCUUCACGUCGUGCCUACCCGGAUUACUACAAGGAAAUUAAGAACCCUGUUUCGCUCAAUCAAAUCAAGAACAAAAUAAGGAGAGGCAAUUAUGGUACUCUAUCAGAGGUGGCUGGGGACAUGAACAUAAUGUUUGAAAAUGCCAAGCAAUACAAUGUGCCUACUUCUAGGUUAUAUAAAGAUGCUGUUAAGUUGCAAAGAUUAAUGCAACAACGCGUGCAAGAAUUAUUGGAUAUUGUCCAAAGCUCGUCAAGCGAUGACGAAAGUCUCUCUACUGUUAAGAACCAGACACAAGUUGCAACACCUAGACCGAGAGGUCGUCCAAGGAUAAACCCGAUACCGGUGACAGCGCCCUCACCAGUUACCACGCCAUCGGUGCCAAAGUCUAACGUACCUUUGAAAAAGAAACUCCAUUUCAUUUCUAAACAAUUAGUAGAAUUCACGUGUUCCGAUGGGAGACAGCCCAUGCUGUUGUUUAUGGAAAAACCGAGCAAGAAACUGUAUCCUGAAUAUUACAAUGUUAUAGAUAAGCCCAUCGAUAUGAUCACUAUUGAAGCAAAUAUUAAAAAUGAUCGCUACAACAGUGUGGAAGAAAUGAUUUCCGAUUUCCGUCUUAUGUUCUCAAACUGCCGUCAGUUCAACGAAGAAGGUUCCAUGAUAUACGAAGACGCUAAUCUUCUAGAACGCGUCAUGAAUGAGAAACUAAAGGAACUUAACAACAGUCACGAGAAGAAGACUCCGCUCAAGCCUAUUAAAACUGUCAAGUCUAGACAGUUGUCGCCUUUCGAACAGAAAUUGAGGACACUAUAUGACGCAAUUCGAGAUUAUCGCGAUCCUAAAGCUAACAGACAACUAGCGCUCAUCUUCAUGAAGCUGCCAAGCAAAAUCGAGUAUCCAGACUAUUAUGAGCUAAUUAAAAACCCAAUAGAUAUGGAGAAAAUAGCUCAUAAACUUAAGAAUGGAGUCUACAAUUCAGUGAAUGAACUGGCUUCGGACUUCAUCCUAAUGUUUGAUAAUGCCUGCAAGUAUAAUGAACCCGAUUCGCAGAUCUACAAAGAUGCAUUGAUUUUGCAGAGAGUUUGCUUACAAACCAAGCAGCUUUUGAGGGAAGACGAUGACGCAGUGCCAGAUGUGCCAGCCGCUGUACAAGAAUUGUUGCUUAAUUUAUUCACCACAGUUUAUAACCAUCAGGAUGAAGAGGGCAGAUGUUACUCCGAUAGUAUGGCAGAACUACCGGAACACGACGAAGCCACAAAUGGAGAGAAAGUCCGCGCUAUAUCUUUGGAUUUAGUUAAACGACGUUUAGACAAAGGACUGUAUAAACGUCUUGAUCAUUUCCAACAAGAUAUGUUUGCGGUAUUUGAAAGAGCCCGCCGCCUCUCCCGCACGGACAGUCAAAUAUUCGAGGACUCAGUGGAACUACAAUCGUACUUCAUAGAGCAAAGAGAUCAGCUUUGCCGUGGAGUACUACAGUCCCCAGCCUUGUCGUUCACCAGAGAUACUAUCACUACCAGUGUGGAGUUGGUAAAGCAAUGCAAGCUUCUGCAGGAGAAUGAGGAUGAAGACGAGACGAGGUCAAGUACAGAUGAUUCUAUGCCAGCUGGUGGAGCCCCAUUACAAACCCAGUAUAACAAAGGCGACUUUGUGUACAUUCAGCCAGAGAAAGGCAAUAAAGAACCGGCGAUUGUGCAAGUGGAAAGAGUCUGGACCAACAAUGAAGGAGUUCCAAUGAUUUAUUGCAACCCUUACUUCAGGCCGCAGGAAACAUACCACAUAAGAACUCGUAAAUUUUUGCAGCAAGAAGUGUUCAAGACGGAGACACACCGCACUAUACCUCUUGAUCAUGUCAUCGGCCGUUGCUACGUUAUGAACGUGAAGGAGUACUUCAAGUUUCGCCCUGAAGGAUAUGCGGACAAAGAUGUGUACGUGUGCGAGAGUCGUUAUAACACCAAACACCGAUGGUUCAAGAAAAUCAAAGUAUGGGAGGGUGCUGAAAAAGAAGCCACGCUUGUGCCCAGAGAUGUACCUUUAGAACCAAACAGAACAGUAUCAGUGUUCCGUGAACGAGUUGAGAAGCAUAAGGAUGAGCUUGCCGAACUUGAGGUGUUGGAAAAUAUUCAAGAGAAGGAUAGACCGGACGUAGUGAUGUACAACCCUCUGGGCACGGACGACGAGAACACGUACUACGAGCAGUACAACACCGUGUGCUCCGGCGUCAUCAAGACCGGCGACUACGUUUACGUGGUGACGGACGGCGGCAAGCAGAUGAUCGCGCAGGUCGACACCAUCUGGGAAACCGGCGACAAUAAAUGUUACUUCCGCGGACCUUUCCUUAUCUUCCCAGCGGAGGUGGCGAACAUAAUUAACAAGCCAUUCUACAAGCAAGAGGUUUUACUGACGACAAUGCACGACACAAGUCCGUUAGUGGGCAUCGUGGGCAAGUGUUCAGUGUUGGACUACGAUGAUUAUCUCAAGUGUCGUCCGACAGAGAUAGCGGAGGGCGAUGUUUUUGUUUGCGAAUCCGUCUACGACGAGUCGAAUCGUGUUGCAAGGAAACUUAAAGCCGGUCUGCGAAAGUUCGAACACACUAAGGAUGUUACUGUCGAUGAGAUCUACUUUUUCCCAAAACCUUUGGGCCCGCCUGCUUUAGCUACAGCUCAGGAAGUUCAAUCCUCAUCCAGUGCUUUUACACAGAAACCUUUCAACCCCAAUGUCAACAUGGACUCCAUGGAUGGCAAACCCCAGUUCACGAAUCUCAUCAAUACCACUAUAGGAAGUCAGGACGUGGAAAUGAUCCUAGAAAAUUCAUUGGAUGACUCGUCAUUGGCGUCGCCAGCAACGCCGCUGUCUAUAGGUGGUAACAGCAACCCUUACAACCCAUCCAUGACACCAUCAACGAGCAACGAACGCUCAAACCCCACCACAACAACGCCUGCCACCGGCAAAAAGAAGAAAGAACAGAAACAGAAAAUCGUCACUGGCUACAUCCUGUACUCUAGUGAAGUGCGCAAGGCUAUUGUUGCUAACAACCCUGAGUCUACAUUUGGCGAGAUAUCCCGUAUCGUGGGCAACGAGUGGCGCUCUCUGCCUGCCGCCACCAAGCAGAGCUGGGAGGAGAGAGCUGCUCGCUGCAACGAGGAGACUUCCGCCAAGCUGGCCGAGGAGAUGCGGGAACUGUGUCAACACACCCCAAUGGAGAUGACCUACGAGUGCGCUUGGGACACAUGCGACUAUCAAUUCGAAGAUCUCACCGACUGCAUGGAACACUGUAUUGGAGAUGGAGGGAACACGGGGCACGUGCAGCAGCACUACCGCGGCAGCGCGAGCGGCGAGUACGCGUGCGCCUGGCGCAGCUGCGCGCGCGUGCGCAAGGGACAGGCGCCCUUCCCCAACCUGCCGCGCCUGCUGCGCCACGUGCGCGACCUGCACGUCAACAAGGGCAACGGCAGAAUCAUGGCCGUGCACGAGCGUUCCAGGAACUUCGUGCCAUCGAGUAAGAAACCGCCCAAGGUCUACUCGACCAACUUCCGAAGUGGUGUCAUGUCACCAGGAGGGUCGCUGUCGGGCAUGUCGCCGCUGGCGCGCAACAGCCCGUCGCCGGGCGCGGGCGCGUGCGGCGCGGAGGCGGGCGCGGGCGCGGGCGGCGGCCGCGCCGGCCCCGAGCCCAUCUUCGUGGCCGCGCCGCCGCGCGCCCAGCGCCUCACGCACUCCGACGCCUACAUCAGAUACAUCGAAGGCCUACAUUCGGAGCAAAAGUAUAUUACACCGUGGGAAAAAUCUCUUACACCGAUGCCAUCUAAUCCCGACCCGGCACAAUUCAACGUUCACAAAUUAUCCCAAUGGAUGACAGAAGAUGCCGUCAAUGGAUACUUGGCCUACGACAAGAGCCUCACCGAGGCAGACAUACAGAAAAUGGAUCAAAACACAAAGAUAGUAAAGGCACUCUGUGUGUUGAGAGAUUAUAUGAUGAGGGACGCGUUUGCAAUUUACAAAAAUUUGUAA